UUCUGUCUUCUCUUCACCAUUCGCACCUCAUUCAGAGAAAAGUCAGGUUGCUCCUCUUCUACGCAUUUGAUCUGCUUCCUCUUUAUGUGUUCAUUCGAUCUGCAUAAUAUUAGGUGAAUUUGUAGAAUCAAAGUCUUCGUAUCCAAUAUCUCUUUGCCAUGUCGGACGAGGAAGUUGUUGACCCAAAGGCGACAAUGGAAGUAUCUUGCAAGCCUAAGUGUGUAAGGCAACUAAAGGAUUAUCAGGCAUGUACUAGAAGGAUAGAAGGUGAUGAAUCAGGGAGCAAGCAUUGCACUGGACAGUAUUUUGAUUAUUGGCAAUGCAUUGACAAAUGUGUUGCCCCAAAGCUAUUUGAAAAACUCAAGUAACAUGGAGAUAAGUGUUCAUCCAUUACGAUUUUAUCUUGCUUUUUCAUUGUUGAAGCCUGUGCUACAGACUUGCAAUCCCUUCAAUCAACUUAGUUGCCGCAUAGAAAAUUUUGUACUAUGCACAUUAUUAAGAAGUGAUUAAUAAAGGAUACUUAUGGGUUAAAUUUUGUGGACACUUUUAUUUGGUCAGAUGAUUCAAAAUCCGGAGGAUGUUAUUCCCAGAUUUUUGUUCUCUCUUGCUUUGUUAUAUGAGCUCCCAGUUCCCUAAUUUCUUUAUGGGAGGAAAUAUCAUAAAGCAGUGAUUUAUAUAA
Molecule: messenger RNA, 679 nt
Organism: Solanum pennellii
Lineage: Eukaryota; Viridiplantae; Streptophyta; Magnoliopsida; Solanales; Solanaceae
Product: cytochrome b-c1 complex subunit 6-like
Exons: 5
Coding region: 159-368 (69 amino acids)
Biological process (GO): mitochondrial electron transport, ubiquinol to cytochrome c
Source: RefSeq, a predicted model, not a curated record